Molecule: messenger RNA, 3099 nt
Organism: Amoebophrya sp. A25
Lineage: Eukaryota; Dinophyceae; Syndiniales; Amoebophryaceae
Source: the annotation of a GenBank genome assembly
CACGACGGCUCAAAUCUUCGAGCCGUCUCUUUCAGAAUUUGCGCCAGACAGUGCAUUGGGAGAGGCAGAUGGCGGUAGUACUAGCGCUGCUGUCCUGGCUGUUCUGGCGCGUGUCUCUGGUAGCAAACGGGGUGAUGGAGCUGAUGGUUCGGAUAUAGGAGAGACAAAAACUAGAAAAGCUACUCCUGAGAGGACUGAGACCUCUGCUGAUCAAGAACGAGAUCCUCGAUCAUCUCCAUCAGUUUCACCAUCCCGUGAACACCAGCCACUCAGGCAAAACCCGAAGAUCGUGGUAAAUGCUCAGGCGAAGAUGUUUCUCAUGUACGUUUAUCUGGCCAAGUUUAUGCCGUCUAGCAGUUGGAUCUGUCGCAUUGAUGCGGAUGCCUAUUUCGUGCCCCAAAACUUUCGAAAACUCCUACGGGAAAACGGAGGAGCCCUGGGCGAUCCUGGCAAAAGAGCUCACUAUUUCGGCAGUACGGCUUACCACAUAAGCACGCGUGGUGGAGUGCCGUACAACGAUGGAGGGCCCGGGAUCUGCUUUUCGGUGUAUGCCCUCAAAUUAAGGGUUCCAAGUUGACCUAUCAACCAAGGGUGCCUCUCUAUCCCUUGUUAUUUAUAGUAGGAAAGCUGGUGCCAUAGAUAGGCGACCUCCCCCUUGCUAUAAAGUAGGAAAGCUGGUGCCAUACAUAUGCGACCUACUAGAUGGGGAACUUAGACCACCAAGCAGAUAUGGUGCAGGAAAGGGAGGAAAAACUGUGCCGUAGGACACAACUAAUACAUUUAGAACAAGGAGGACAUUUAUCUACUUCGAUAUGGCUAUGCGUUGUUCUUAUCUACGCCAACUUUCAGGCCCUAAUCAAACGUCUCUCGAAAUACCUCGCGAAAGUCCGAGUCAGUCGGCGCAGAGCUAAAUGGGACUUCCCACCAGAGCGAAACGGUCAACAGCUGGCCAGCAAUGAGCUGUGUCGAGCUUAUUUCUCUGGGCAAUACGAAGACGAAUUGUUGGGCGCAUGCUUCGGUGAGUUGCGAAUCCGACCUGAUAAAUUGGUAUGAAAAUAUAAGGGAUUGAGGUAGGUUGACCUGAUAAAUUGGUAUGAAAAUAUAAGGGAUUGAGGUAGGUUGACCUGAUAAAUUGGUAUGAAAAUAUAAGGGAUUGAGGUAGGUUGACCUGAUAAAUUGGUAUGAAAAUAUAAGGGAUUGAGGUAGGUUGACCUGAUAAAUUGGUAUGAAAAUAUAAGGGAUUGAGGUAGGUUGACCUGAUAAAUUGGUAUGAAAGUCGGGGAUUGAGGUAGGUUGACCUGAUAAGUUGGUAUGAGAAUAAAAGGGAUUGAGGUCGUAGGUUGACCUGCUAAAUUGGUAUGAGAAUAAAAGUGAUUGAGGUCGUAGGUUGACCUGAUAAAUUGGUAUAAGAAUAAAAGGGAUUGAGGUAGGUUGACCUGAUAAAUUGGUAUGAGAAUAAAAGGGAUUGAGGUAGGUUGACCUGAUAAAUUGGUAUGAAAGUAGGGGAUUGAGGUAGGUUGGCCUGCUAAAUUGGUAUGAAUAAAGGGGACUGAGAUUUGUUGGUGGCAGAGGACCCCUGUUGGUUUAUUCUCGUUUUUGAUCUACUGAAGUACACAGGAAUGGGAGGAAGGACUACUCACUGCAGGCAUUGCAUUUACCUCUUGCUAGGCACAUUCAUUCACUCACUCACUCACUCAUACGUAGGCUGGUAGAUAUUUCCAAAACGCCCUCCACAUUGGGUCAGUUAUCCACUCUAACCCCUGCCGUCCUCGACGCUUUCGGUCGUGACAAAUUCACUAUUGCUAGAGGCGUUAGUGCCGCUAAAGCCGUCAGAAUGCCGAGAUAUCCAGCCGCCACGUUCGUCCACGGAAUGAUAGGCGAUCGAAGGAUAGACCUAGAACAAGCAAGGGACGGAGGUUCAGAGCAAGAGAGACAAGACUUCUAUGGAGACUUGUGGGAAGAAUACGGAAGGGAAUGGGUGGAAGAGGAAGAUUCUGGUACGAGUGCUGAAGCAAGAGGUGAUGGUGAAGCAGGAGGUGCUAUUGGAGGAGGAGAUGAUGGCGAAGCACUUGAUGAAGACACUACUGAUGAGGCAGAUGUUGUAAAUGAAGUUCAACAUGUCGGGAAGGGGAACGGAGUUUUAAGCAGUGAGCAGACCACAACAGCGUCAUCUGGUGGAGACCAGCAUGGCAAAAAUUAUAUACAACUUAGCAACGUUCGUCUCGGUGAAGCUUCAACUUCUCAAAGAAGGGAGACUGCAACAGCAAUUCCGUUUGGGGCCUAUCUCCCAAGAUGGAGCUACGUGAAGGGCCGUACGCAUCACCACAUUCAUUGCAGUGGACGGAAACAUGGGAGAAAAGGCGAAGUAAUCCGUUCCUCCCUCGAUCUCGUCCGACCUCUUACCGUUAAGGCAACCAAGACAGCAUCCUCAGUAGAGCCAAGAUCCUUGGAUCUUCUUUUUGAAAAAGAAGCGCCACGAAAGAAGUGCCUCUCAAGAAAGAUGCAACUGAUGCAGCUCUAACUUCGGCGCUCCUCCAGGCACGCGUGGGUUCCCAGAAUUCGCUCAUUCGGACCAUACGGUCAGCUUUCACGGGUUUAAAAACUUGACGCAUUUGUGGCAUGUCCAUGUUGAGGUCCUUGGGCGGAAGGGGCGGAAGAGAACUACAGAAGUAUUUAAGGAAGAUAGCUGAAUCAAUAUUGAGAUAAUGCUAGAAGUGAUACUGUCUGUGCUGUCUUCGUAGAGAAGAUGGCUGGGGAGAUGAAGAAAUGAGGUCACUGGGUAGAAGAGGUUAGUGGGCGGGGAGGAGAGGAAAUAAUGAUAAUGUCCAUGCUGUCUUUGUAGAGAGGGUGGCUGGGGAAGAUCCCUCUUCUCCUCUUCUUCCAUGGUCUUCGGGAGAGGAGGGUAAAGUUUUAGAUGAAUCAGGUUUGACACUAUUUAGAUUUAGUUUUAGAAGUGGCUAAGGUAUAUUCAAGUGGAAAACAAUCACAAUACACACAAUGGACACAAUACACACAAUACAAGGAAACUUACACCAACUCGUUUCAGAACCACGCAAAUGCCUUUACUGGGGAACAAUUGGAUGCUGCAAUACAUGGAAC